AUGCCGAUUUUUUUGUCGACGUUCUCUGCGCGAACGAGACGUUGUGGCCGUCAAAACUCCUGCAGGAUGGACCUUGUAACAGCACCGAGUGGGGAGACUCCGGUGAAGGCUCCUGUGGUCGAGGUGGAGGCUGUCGACGUCGCGGAGACGGUCAACGCGGAGCCGGGCGCGCUGGACGAGGCAUCCCCCCAGCUCGAGACGGACAGCGACGACUCCGACGGUUGGGAAAUUCUGUCUAAUGGCGACGAGGCCGAGCACACGAUCCAGCUUCUCCGCGAUGAGCAGCUGCGGAAUGGACUUGUUCCCGGCGCGUGUACUCUUGAGGAAGCCAUUGCUUUUCGUCAACGCCUCCAUGCAAUCGGCAAAGCUGAGUUUGUGGAAGAGACCAUCGUGCGCGAGACUGUCACAGCAAAAAAGCUAUGCACGGCUUUCGGUAUCAUGCCCCCGGCAUUUCUCGAGGGCGCUCCAGAUGCAUGCUUUCAUGGUCUCCUGGCGAUCGCCAUUUCCCGAGAAUUUUCUCGUCGACCAAAGCUGCCCGAGUACAACACCGUCGACGAUGCGGUACGGCUACUGCGGGAGUCGAAGAACGUUAUCGUCUUGACAGGCGCGGGCAUUUCGACGAGCCUCGGGAUCCCUGACUUUCGAUCAAAAGAUACUGGCCUUUAUUCCAAGCUGGAGCAUCUUGGUCUCAGUGAUCCGCAGGAGGUCUUUGACAUCAACGUCUUCCGAGAAGACCCUAGCAUCUUCUUCUCCAUUGCGAAGGACAUUCUCCCCACUGAAAAAAAAUACUCGCCGACACAUGGAUUUAUCAAACUCCUCCAGGACAAGGGCAAGCUGCUGACGAACUACACCCAAAACAUCGACAACAUUGAAGCCAAUGCGGGUGUUUUGCCGGAGAAAAUCGUACAGUGCCAUGGGUCCUUUGCGACUGCUACCUGCACCAAGUGCCACUUCAAGGUCUCGGGGGAUACGAUUUUUAGUGAUAUCAAGGAAGGAAAUAUUCCCGAAUGCAGUGCUUGUCGACAGAGUAUCGAGGCCGAAGCCCUAAAGCCGCAGGGACUGAAGCGGAAGCGAAGCUCAAACGGAUAUCAGAAGGAUAGAAAGGAUUCCCAAGAUAGCUCGGAUGAAGAUGACUACAACAUCCCGACCCCUGGUGUGAUGAAGCCCGAUAUCACGUUUUUUGGUGAAGGCCUACCUGAUGAGUUUGGCCAGCGACUGAUUCAUCAUGAUAAAGAUCUCGCGGAUUUGGUCAUCGUCAUUGGAACAUCGCUCAAAGUCGCCCCCGUCGCCGAAGUGCCGGGGGUUCUACCUCGCAAUGUUCCUCAGAUCUAUAUCUCACGCACACCUGUGUCACACACCAGCUUCGAUAUUGAUCUGUUGGGUGAUUGCGACGUGGUUGUAUCAGAACUCUGCCGUCGGGCCGGCUGGGAUUUACAGCACGACAUGAUACCCGCUGAUGAGAAGGUAGACAUUACUCCCACAGAGGGAUAUGAGUCACGACAUGUGUUUCAGGUGGUUGGCGCAUAG
Molecule: messenger RNA, 1527 nt
Organism: Penicillium argentinense
Lineage: Eukaryota; Fungi; Ascomycota; Eurotiomycetes; Eurotiales; Aspergillaceae
Product: putative histone deacetylase SIR2
Exons: 5
Coding region: 1-1527 (508 amino acids)
Molecular function (GO): NAD+ binding
Source: RefSeq, a predicted model, not a curated record